GUAAAAGUAACUUUUAACAAUACCUUGGCGGCGCCUGCGCGCUGCGUACGUCAGUUUUGCCAACUCCUACUGCGCGGCAGAACGUACAACGUUACUAACUUUUUCUUACGUCGGUGGCCAGUGUUAUUCUUUACUGCAAAAAUAAUUUAAAAAAAGUGUUUCUUAACUUUCCACGUGAAUAUUGGUGACGUUUAAAGGUUUUUAUACUAUAAAAGUUUGAAUAAUUUAAAGUUAUCAUAUGCUGAAGUUAUUGGAUGUUAUACACGAUUGGACGAUAUGGCCAGCCGGCUGUACUGGUGCUGGUGAGCUGGUGACGUGAGGUGGUGGGGCGACAGACACGAUGCGGAUGCACGGCUAGCCGACACGCUCUCACCGCGCACUACCGCUCACAUUGAGAUGCGGCGGCAGGCUCGGAUCUCAAUAGGAGGCGCGCUCGUUGUGCGUUCCGCUUCAGCUCUCCAAGUUUGGCUGUGGUUGCUGAUAUUUGUAUUCCAGAAUGAAUUCAGAAUAUCAAGGUCCAUUCAACCAGGCUACUUGGACUUUGACAAUCUACCCGAGACAAACUUUACAUGCGCUGGCAAAGUUAUCGGUGGAUAUUACGCCGACUUAGAGACGUCAUGUCAGAUGUUCCACGUGUGCACUGUCGGCCAACAAGAUGAGCCGAUGGAUAUAAAGUUCCUUUGCCUUAAUGGCACUGUUUUUGAUCAGGAAACUCGAGUUUGUGAAAGAGUAGAUGAAGUAGAUUGCACAAAGUCAGAGAAGUUCUACAGUUUAAAUUUAGAAUUAUACGGGAGUACUGCACCACCUAUUAUACAACCAGACACAAGCAGUAAACCACAAACUAAACCAACCGAACAGUCAUAUACUAUAACUACUAAAACCAGUACAGAGGAAUUAUCGGAUCCCUUCGUAAAUGAAAAUCCGACGUCAUCAAAUGACAAGACACAAGACUUGUCUCCAGACACAUUAGACUCAACAGAUGAUCCAAUACAAGAUGUAAGAAAAGAAGAACAAAAAGUAACUAAAGGUCCGUCAACACAGACGACACCCUUAAAGAAUAUUGGAUCAAUGAACGAUGAAUACCGAGUAGAAGAUGACAUUGACGAUGAAUAUGAGGAAUUUUACUCCCAUCCUGCUACAACUUCCAGUUCGCAAUCAAUAAUUACAACAACAUCAACGACGACUCAACCGCCUGUACCUAGAACAUCAACAACUACAUCAACAACGAGACGGCCGCCUUCUACUUCGUCCACAAUAUCAUCACAAGCCCCUGUGAUACACUCUUCUUCAACGCCAUCCACUCCACCUUUAACUACUAUCGACCCAUCACUUCUUUCUCCACAAGAAUUCAUAUAUCGCCAUCGUGGCCCAGGAUCGGAGGCUAUUUCUUUUCAGCGUCAAAGUUUCCGCCCUGCCGAUGGUGUGUUCAUAACCCACGCUCCGCCACAACAAUUCGAUCAUUUUCAAUAUGAAUCUUCAAGAACAGCACCGCGCCCUGUAUCCCGCCCUACACCAUUUGUACAGAGACCACAACCGUUCCGAGCUACUACUCAUGACCCGAGAGAUCAACUCCUGCGCCCAGGACCUUCCUCUCAGUCAUCUGAGAGGCACGAAACGUCCGUAAAACAUCGCUCACCUUCAGCGUUACCUUCACAACAAACAUUACCGUUUAAUUUUUACUACGACCGAAAACGAAGCGACGAUCUAUCAUCCGAAAAAGAGUCACCUCCAAGUGCUCGAUCAGUGGCCCCACCAACUAUUGCAGAAAGACCAUUCAAUAAACCGAAAAGUCCCCCACGAGUUAUCGUUACCGCUAGUGCCUCAGUUAGUGAUAGUAAUGGGAAGAAAUUGAACUAUACCGUAGGUAAUGUAGUUAGCGCCGUAAAACCUAUUGUAGCAAUAAAUUACGACGAUUACAAAGAAUCCGAUCUUAUUUUCGAUCCCUUCUUUCUUGAUGUGCCAAAACUUAAUAAGCGAAGAAAAACAAGAUCGAACAAACACAGAAAAGUAUUUACAGUUCCUGCAACGGCAACUAUACCUACGAACCUAAUUUCCAAAAGUAGUAUUGAAUCGACGCUCCCUCCAGCUACUUCUAGAGCGACUACAGUUAAAAUGACCUUUACAACACCCUCUACAACAACAACAACCGCAGCCUGGAAUCCUGAAGAUUAUGUCGACGACAAUUAUGAACCUCACGCAUAUCUGCCACCCAUUCCCCCACUAGCCGUUUUCGUAUCUCAGGAACGUGUCAAACAUGGAAAAGUCGAAAAAGAGUCGAGAAAUGUAGGUAAAGAUGAAUUGAAUCCAAUAGAAUUAUCAACAAAAAACGUUGGUCGCAAGGAUGAGUCCCGGCCGACGGCGUCUGCGGUGCAGAUGGUCUCUAGUCAAAGUGCGGGUGUUGCGGCGGCGCGUGACGUCACGCCGAGCGCGCCGCCCCCCGCGCAGGCCCCCGCCUGCGCCUCAUCGCACUCCACUGACUGUCGAAAUCGUGCCUAAUAAAUAGCUCACUUUAUAUGUAGAUUAGUAGACAGAUAUUUAAAUAGGUAGUAAAUUUUAUAAUUUUCCAAGCAGACGAUGUGUUACUGUGUUUCUAUUUAAUUUGUUUUAAAUAUUGUAAUUGCAACAAGUCUUAUUUUUGUAAUUAAGUUAGUAAAUAUUUGUUAUUCCGAAACAUACACUGUACAUACGUUAGGAAAUGUCAACUUUAAGAAAUAUUUUUUUAUGAUUUCCUAAAACAUUCAUAACUAUGAUAAAUUUUAUGAGGACGUUUUGUACAUACUUUAUGUAUCC
This is a messenger RNA of Papilio polytes (common Mormon), 2790 nucleotides long. Its product is annotated as flocculation protein FLO11-like. Bases 397 to 2496 code for a protein of 699 amino acids. Gene Ontology annotation, cellular component: extracellular region. NCBI's taxonomy places the organism in Eukaryota, Metazoa, Arthropoda, Insecta, Lepidoptera, Papilionidae. The transcript is spliced from 7 exons. The record is from RefSeq and is a predicted model, not a curated record. Gene Ontology annotation, molecular function: chitin binding.